GCCGCCAAAACGGGAGAAGCUGCAGCUGUUCGUCAGCUGGUGGACAACGGUACUCCUGUAGACCUACGGAAUAUCCGCGGCGUAACGCCUUUGUGGAUCGCAUCUUCACACGGGCACGAAGCAGUGGUCCAUGUUCUCCUGGCGACUGAUGCCGUUGACGUCAACGUACGGAGCGUGUCUGGACGGGCUCCGUUGUUCUGGGCCGCAGCAAACGGCCACUCCGAAGUGGUUAAGUUGCUCCUGGACCAUGGUGCUGAACAGAGUUAUACAGACAAGGAGGGCAGAUCACCGGUGUCUAUCGCUCAACUUCAUUGUCAGGCAAAUGUGAUACGUAUUCUCACUGAG
Parathielavia appendiculata is the source of this 345-nucleotide messenger RNA. RefSeq names its product ankyrin. NCBI's taxonomy places the organism in Eukaryota, Fungi, Ascomycota, Sordariomycetes, Sordariales, Chaetomiaceae. The annotation marks the transcript as partial. The transcript has a single exon. Gene Ontology annotation, molecular function: protein binding. The record is from RefSeq and is a predicted model, not a curated record.